GUAAUGAGAGCCGGACCGCGACUGAAGCUCCGCCUCAUAAAAUCAUUUACGCUGUUUUACACUCAUUUACACGUUCGGAGUCGGUGUGAAGAGCGGUUUUCUGUCCUCAUAACUGAAUGUCAGCAGAUCUGCGGUUUCAUUCUCUGGUUUUCAGCGCUGUUCGCGGACUGUGUUUGAGGCCGGUGUGAGUUUCAAUGACGCCAUGAUGUUAUUUUUACCCGAUGAGCUCACAAGCGCCGAACUCACUCAAACUUCACCAGCGGCGAACUGACCAACUUUAACUAGCCUAACUACCCAUCCGCUCGUCUCUACUGGGGUCACCGCUCAUCUGGUCAUCUUUAUCCGUGGAUUUACUGUGAAAUGAGACGGACUGAAACUUUCAUGCAGGAGAUCUUCAUGAUGCAGCUCAGCAGUAAGGAGGUGGAUGAGGUCACGCUGCUGUCGCCUGUCUGUGGAGCCCCUGUGAUGGUGUGAAAAAAAAAAAAAACUCCCAUCAGCCACUGCACGCCAAACACACACAGACAGGCUGCGUGUAAGUGUGUUUUUCCUCUGGAGUUUCCUCUGGCUUUUUCUCAUACGUUUUCGUGCCGCUUGCCGAACGCCACCAGAAUGACAUCAUCAGCUGCUACAAUGGGGCCGUUGAUCUCCUGAGGGCCCGCCGGCAGCGUCACCGAGACAGAGAGACUGUUAGCGCAGAGACGGACUGAGGAAUUGUGGGAAUGUGUGAGCACACGGCGCGGCCCAUCGGGGCCGAGGGUCUGGUGGCUCUGCUGGAGGGCGGCCUGGACCGCGUGCUGCUGAUCGACAGCCGUCCCUUCGUGGAGUAUAACACGUGUCACAUCCUGGAGGCCGUGAAUGUCAACUGCUCCAAACUGAUGAAGAGGAGAUUACAGCAGGACAAGAUCCAGAUCAGUGAACUCCUGCAGCACUCGGCCAAGAGGAAGCUGGAGCUCCAGGGUCAAGAGGUCGUGGUGUAUGACCAGAGCUCAUCUGACCCCGCCUCCCUCUCAUCAGAGGCCUUCCUCGGCGUCCUAUUGGCCAAGCUGGAGAAGAGUUUCCCUUCAGUCCACCUGCUCUCAGGUGGUUUUGUGGCGUUCUCCCACCUGUUCCCGGGUCUGUGUGAAGGGAAGUCCACGCUGGUGCCGUCCUGCAUCUCUCAACCCUGUCUCCCCGUCAGCAGCAGUGGGCCAACGCGGAUUCUGCCGCACUUGUACCUGGGCUGCCAAAGAGACGUGCUCAACAAGGAGCUCAUGCAGCAGAACGACAUCGCUUACGUGCUGAACGCCAGCAACACCUGCCCCAAACCAGACUUCAUCCCCGACUCGCAUUUCCUGCGCGUGCCGGUCAACGACAGCUUCUGCGAGAAGAUCCUGCCCUGGCUGGACCGAUCCGUGGAGUUCAUAGAGAAAGCCAAGGCCAGUAACGCCAGAGUCUUGGUUCACUGUCUGGCGGGAAUUUCUCGCUCGGCCACCAUCGCCAUCGCCUACAUCAUGAAGAGGAUGGACAUGUCGUUAGAUGAAGCGUACAGGUUUGUGAAGGAGAAACGGCCGACCAUCUCGCCCAACUUCAACUUCCUGGGUCAGCUGCUGGACUUCGAGAAAAAACUGAAGAGCACAAGCGACGCGCCGCUCAAACCCCGACCACCGUCGGACGAGCAGAAGCCGGAGCCGCUGACGAUGCCCUGCGUUCUGGCCGGCGUCCCUGAGGAGCAUCUGCUGGCCCGGGCGCUCUGCGGCCUUCAGCUCGGCAAGGAACCGGAAGACAACGUCCGGCCCAAGCGCUCCUUCUCCCUGGACAUCAAGUCAUACGGCGAGUCCGGUGCGCCUCUGCGAGCGUUUCCCGUCAGCACUGACGGCAAGCCCUGCCAGUUCUCGCCGGUGCAGGAGGUUUCGGAGCAAAGUCCAGCUGAAGAUCACGCCAAUAAGACGCUCCAGCGCAGCGGCAGCGUGGACGGAGCUCCGGCGGGCGUCCCGUCGCGCUCGCAGCACCCGUCUAAAGCGGCGGCGGGCACGCUGAAGGGCUGGCACUCGGACAUCGUCCUAGGACCCGUGGCCGGAGGCUGGUUCCUCUCCUCAGAGUCGGCGCGCUUCUACUCCACCUCGGCCAUCUUCAGCGGCGGCGGUGGAGCUCAGUACGGCUGCUCUCAGGGUCUGGAGGCGGUGAGGAGACGCGGGCGGCAGCGCAGCGGGGACGGAGGAGACUCGCGCAGGAGCUGGCAUGAAGAGAGCAGCUUCGAGAAGCAGCUGAAGCGCAGGAGCUGCCAGAUGGACGGCAUGACGGACAGCCGAUCCAGAGAGGAGAUUGGCAAGAGGAGCAGCCAGUCCAGCUUCUCCGGCAGCAUGGAAAUCAUCGAGGUCUCCUGAGGACUCCACACACAGUCUUUUUGUUUCUUUGCUUUGUUCUCAUUCAGAUUUGAACUCGAUUCGGUGCUGCUCGGACACACAAAUGAAGGUGGAGAGACUCUCUGCACGCUAGACAUCCUGUACCUCACAAUAGAAAUUAAGGCAAGACACUACAGAUAAACCGGGCAAACCUUGAUAUGCACUGAUUACAUUAAGAAUUACAAACCAUUUUGUCCUGAAAUGUUGUUUAAAUACACAGAUGAGGCAUUACGUAAUUAAAUAGGCAUAUAAUUAAUUUUCUAAUUAAAUAUGCAUUAAUUUGCAUACAUUUCCAGCAUAAAUCCAAGUUUGUAAUUCUUGUUUUUGUUCCAGAGGGGAUUUUGGAUUUCUGUAUUCAUUUGAAAAUACUGUGAACAGACAGAAAACAAAUACAUUUUCACCAUGUUUUUAGUGUGAAAAAAAAAAAGAAAGAAAAAAAAACCCUCAGUAAAAGCUUUUAGAAUUUUGAAAGAUGCAUGGAAGAGAAAAACUCUUUAUAGAUUGGAAUUGAAAGCAACAGACGCAAAAAGAUAAAGUGCAAUAAAAAUAAACCCAAUGUGUAUUUUGGAUGUUUUCAGUCCACUAGUCUGAAAAAAGCAGCAAAUCAAAUCUGACUGGUGCAUGAAAACACACUGGUUUGCAUGUAGUGUCUUGCCUCAAGAGUGUCUUUUGUUGUAUUUCUGACAUGCAUGUGUUGAAUUAUGAUCUCAGGAAGCUGCGAAUCUGUUGGAGAUCUAGAAUCAAGCCCACACACACACGUAUCUGUGAUUCUCUCCAUUGUCAGGCUCAAAUGUGUGAUGAUGCUCGUUUCUAUCAGGGUUGAACAGACUGAGACGUGACACUUCUGUGUUUCUCAGCAGCAUCAUUCACACAGUCACAGGAUUCGAUUCGAUUCGCUGGUGCUGCAUCCAAACCCCCCCAAACCUCCAGCAGCUUCUUCACUCGAGACGUCAGACCCGAUGAGACACAGAUGAGAAACACUUCAUCAGAGCACCUUACAGCAAGAAACCCUUCAGUGCGUCUGCGUUUCUCUCUUCUGCAUUGGUGCUUUAGUGCGGAACAAAGGAUCCAGAACAGUUUUGAACAGUACUCGUACUGAUCUGUGAUUCUGUGCAGGUUUACCUUCUCGCCAGAGGUCAUGAACUUGUUCCUCAGAUCACCAGCAUUGAAUGGUCUGUUCCAGGAUCAGCUGUCGAUCACCGUAAAGACUCAUUCAGACCGUCCUCAUCGCGCUGAAACUUUCUUCCUCUGAUCUGCGUUUGAUGACCUUGAACAGAAGGACAGAAUCAGAGUUUCCUAAAGCUGUGAAAAUUGAGCUGAAGACAGAACGAAUCGGAAGCGGCGACUGAAUCACGAGUCUCUGAAUCGCAUUCGAUAUGCUUUUACGCAGACCUCAAAUCUACAG
Messenger RNA from Labeo rohita (rohu), 3786 nucleotides. It is a transcript of the gene dusp16, whose product is annotated as dual specificity phosphatase 16. The transcript has 7 exons. Gene Ontology annotation, molecular function: MAP kinase tyrosine/serine/threonine phosphatase activity; protein tyrosine/threonine phosphatase activity. The record is from RefSeq and is a predicted model, not a curated record. Bases 720 to 2363 code for a protein of 547 amino acids. Gene Ontology annotation, cellular component: nucleus; cytoplasm. Gene Ontology annotation, biological process: negative regulation of MAPK cascade; protein dephosphorylation. NCBI's taxonomy places the organism in Eukaryota, Metazoa, Chordata, Actinopteri, Cypriniformes, Cyprinidae.